Molecule: messenger RNA, 321 nt
Organism: Moneuplotes crassus
Lineage: Eukaryota; Ciliophora; Spirotrichea; Euplotida; Euplotidae
Source: the annotation of a GenBank genome assembly
AUGUUUCACGAUACAUUGUCGAUGACUGGGGAAAUCCAUCCCUGCUUCACAUUUAAGCAGAGGCUGAUCAACUGAGUCGAACAAGAGCCUAUUUAUACCAGAAUGUGUAGAACUAAAAAGGAGGAUUACAAUGAGUGCCAUACUAAGGAGAAGUACAAAGCUGCCCAAUAUUUCAUUGGUAAUGAGUUGCAUAAGCAGAAAAUAUACUCUCUCCCUGUAUAUGACGAGGCUACUGACACUUUCAAGGAUGGACCUCUUCCAAAGGAUGCUGAUGGGUACUUCAACACGGACAAGCAAGUGUAUUACUCGGACCCCCAAUAA